AUGGCCGAUGAAAACCAUCCUGCGACUUCAUGGGAGAAUGCCGGAGCUUCCGAUGAUUCGGAAAAGAGGAAUAACAGUGACGAAGAUGCAAAGCGAAGAAGCAGUGCUACUGGGCGAAUCGAACCCUUUGGCGAUGAAACUCAUGCGGAGGUGAAAUACAGGACGCUUUCGUGGUGGCAAUGCUCGUUGUUGAUGAUUGCGGAGACCAUUUCGCUGGGCAUUUUGUCCUUGCCGUCUGUGCUUGCGAGCGUCGGACUUGUCGCUGGAAUUAUUCUGAUUACUGGACUGGGAAUAUGCGCGACCUACAGUGGCUUUGUGUAUGGACAGUUCAAGCUGGCCUAUCCUCAUGUCGCAAACCUGGCCGAUGUUGGGGAGGUAUUCUUUGCUCCUAUUGGAUUCGGGCGGGCUGGUAGGGAGGUAUUCGGCUUUUUGCAGGUAUCGAGUUCCGCGCAGUGAACGAUGGGUAUUGAUGGCUAACAAAGACAUCUCUCUUCAGACUGUCUUCUUGGUGAGUGCGAGCUUUGGGCAAGCCGAAGGACAAUGAGACUGACAUCCGGUUAGAUUUUCAUUCUGGGCAGUCACUUGCUCACCUUCACCAUUGCGAUGAACACUAUUACAGGCCAUGCCACGUGCACCAUUGUCUGGAGUGUUGUUGGGCUGGUAGUGAUGUUCCUACUGUCAUUGCCGAGAACACUAAAGGCCGUAUCGUACUUUUCGAUAGCUGGUAGGCGAUGCAGAUUCGCGCCGUUACACGUCCGAUCGCUGACAGCCUCCAGCAUUCAUCUCCAUCGUCGGCGCGGUCUUCGUCACAGUUAUUGCCGCUGGUAUCGAGAACCCCGGAGCCGAUGUGGAAGCAACCGUUCAGACUAGCUUCCAGCCAGCCUUUACGGCCACACUGAACAUCUGCUUCGCCUUUGCUGGCCAUAUGGCCUUUUUGACCUUCAUCAGCGAGAUGAGGGAGCCGAGAGACUUUCCCAAAGCUUUGAUCGGUCUGCAGAGCGUGGAGAUUACUCUUUACUUGAUCGCGGCCAUCGUGAUCUAUGUCUAUAUCGGCCAAGAUGUUGCAUCACCUGCUUUAGGAUCUACAGCACCUGUUGUACGAAAGGUCGCAUAUGGUAUCGCAUUGCCAACGGUAAGUCUCCUCCGACGUCCGUAACAAUCCCUCGGCUAACCACCGUCAGAUUGUCAUUGCCGGCGUCAUCUACGCCAACGUCAUCGCCAAACAAAUCUACCUGCGCAUCUUCGAAAAAGACCCCAGCCAAAUGGGCAAGAAGUCUUUCAAAUCCGUCGGUACUUGGGUCGCUAUUAUCGCAUCUCUCUGGCUCAUUGCCUGGAUCAUUGCCGAAUCGAUCCCGGUCUUCAACGAUCUGAAUUCUCUGAUCGCAGCUCUUUUCGCGUCGUGGACGACUUACGGUAUGCCAGGUGCUUUCUGGCUAUUCAUCAAUUAUGGACAGUGGUUCAAGGGCUGGCGGAAAUGUUGCCUGACGGGCAUCAAUUUGGCAUUGUUUGCGUUGGGAGCGGCGAUCUGUGGGAUUGGAUUGUAUGCGAGUGGGAAGGCGAUUCAUGAUGAUGCUGGACAAGGGGCUAGUUGGAGUUGUGCUGACAAUUCGGUGUGA
Lecanosticta acicola is the source of this 1616-nucleotide messenger RNA. Lineage: Eukaryota; Fungi; Ascomycota; Dothideomycetes; Mycosphaerellales; Mycosphaerellaceae. The record is from the annotation of a GenBank genome assembly.